This is a messenger RNA of Achroia grisella, 1932 nucleotides long. RefSeq names its product CD82 antigen-like. NCBI's taxonomy places the organism in Eukaryota, Metazoa, Arthropoda, Insecta, Lepidoptera, Pyralidae. Bases 1 to 1092 code for a protein of 363 amino acids. The record is from RefSeq and is a predicted model, not a curated record. The transcript has a single exon. Gene Ontology annotation, cellular component: membrane.
AUGACGCUGCCGCCGCCCGCGCGCCCCGCGCACCCCGCCGCACACCGCGCAAUGCGCUAUUACCGCAUCUGGAUUUACGCGUGCAACGGCGCUCUGCUGUUAGGGGCAUUGGCGUUUUGCGCGGCGGCGGGCCGCGCCCUCUCUGACUACCGACGCGCGCUGGUGCCGGGCCUAGGAGCUGCACAGCCUGGGUUUCUUUACGGAUACGCCGCAUUACCUGCCCAAGCAGGACUAUUACAGCUACUUGGUUGUCUUGCUGCGUUACGUCUAUCGGAACGCAUGUUGAACGCCUACUGGCUUGCUUUAUUGGCAUUGCUCGUCGGGGAUGCUGCUAUAGGAGUAUAUUGGGCAUUCCGUUUCGAACGAGUCUGCCGAGAAUUACGUCCCCAAUUACGAAUACGCCUUGCAAAAGAAUACGAUUUGGACACAGACUUUUCUGAGGCAUGGGAUCGUCUUCAAAGUGAGCAGCGUUGUUGCGGUGUAACCGGACCAGCUGAUUUUGCAGCAUUCAAUCGUACCACGUUACCGCCAAGCUGUUGCCGUAUCCCGGCACAUACACCUGCUGUCACACCAACAUUACUCGCUACAACUUCCGCAUCAUCACCUGUACCGUUUACACCAAUUCAUUGUGCGCCACACACGGCCGCUUGUGCAGAACGAUUGCUUGUGUGGUUACGAAGAACAGCGGACGCAUUAUUCGUGUUAGGAUACUGCGUCAUUGCAUUUUUAAAGUUGUGCUUCCUCGGGAUCCUCCGAUACGAAAUAAAGGAGAUGAUUCAAAAAAUUAGAAUAUUGCGCAGUGAACUUGGAGCCGGUGAAUUACUGGACGGUAGUCCGAUCCAUGGUGGGCCUCUAUCACAGACUGUGAUAGUUAAUGCUGUUAACGCGAAUGGUGGCGUACGAACGCACGGUGGUAGUCCAGAACGGGAGGCUCUGUUAGGACGAACAUCAGAUCCAUGUCCACGGCGAAGUAUACACGACGAACCUCUCGGUCCCAAAACUGUGAACGGUAAUAAUAAUUGUGAGAUGCGUGAGUUGGCUCGCGGUGAAUAUCGGCCGCUAGCGGCAGACAGCGCGGCGACUCGGAUCUGACUAAGAUGUUACUUGGAGCGGUUGUUCGGGCGCCGGUGGCGGUCCUUCCCGACUGCCGGGUGCGAUAUGGACUUGCCGCCCAUGCGUACUGUGCCCGUGUGCGUGCGUCGAGCCGGCGCUCGGGUUCGCCUUGAUCAUCGUCGCCACACUCGCUCCGAAUUUGAGCUGUAAGCAUGUCAACAGCAACUUUAUGCCGUUGCUGUUGCUAUUUACAUCGCAGCGCCGGUUCUCAUAGUUGUUGUUAUUUGCGAUUCAUCGGAACAUUUCGGUGUGACUUUUAUAUUACAUUAUAUUUAUAGUGGUAUAGAAACAGUUUCAAAGAUGAAAUUCAGUGUUAGUGUGUCAACGAAGAGUAUUUUAAACUUUGAGAGAUGAACGUAUAAUAGACGAGAAGUGUAGUGUGCAGAAUUUAGACAAGGUGAUCAUCACGAGCCUAGCUUGUGUUUAGUUCCUACUUGCGCUUGGCAGUUAAAAAUUUUGUUAAUAAAUAGGAGAAUUAUAAUUAUUCACAUUGUUUUAUGCUAUACAGGGAAAUUAUGAACAUUUAAAUGUUUUAAAUAUGUAAACUAUAUAUCAUAAAAUUAUAAUGGUUGCACAAAAAAUUGCCGUGACAAAUUACUGUAACCACCGGCAUCGAGCACCUGUGCAGUGUGGCUGUAUGAAUGAUUUGCACUAAGUACCCACUGAAAACAACUUGAGUUGUUAUUCAUGAAAGCAAUCACUAUAUCAGUUUAGCCAUAAGUCUGAACAGCUUUUUAUUAUAUACCAAUAGAAUAUUGAGCCUAAAACGCAUGAUAAUAUUAUAUAUAAUUGAAUACAUAUUUUGUCCAAAUAUUUUAA